CUUAUCGCUCGUAUUUGUCCAACGUUUACGUCUCUCCGUGUUUGCCCACCGAAUCGCGCGGUGAAACAAUUUAGUCCGAGCGACUGGAACAAAUCGGCAGGCCGACCGAUCGAGCGAACGAACGGAGCGUAGACUAGAAGGAAUCCAAAUCGUACUCGAGCGUGUGGGGGAACGGCUCCGCUUCGACCGCGCCGUCGAUCGUUGCUCCGGCACAGUUUACGCCUCGAGAUGGACGCGUCACGAUCCAACGACGAAACGAUUCGGUUGCUGAAACGCCUGCUGCGAAUCAUCGAGGAAGAGAAUGCGUUCGAUCGCGAGGACGGCCAGCCCGUCCUACGAUUCCGGUAUCCGGAGGAGCUGCAGAGUCAACUAGCGAUCCGGUUGACCGACGAACCAUCCAGCGAAGAAGAUAUCGAGACCGCGAUAAGGCAGACGAUUCGCUACUCGGUCAAAACGUACAGUCCGCGCUUUCACAAUCAGCUGUACGCCGGGGUCGACCCGUACAGUCUGGCCGGUUCCUGGAUGACGGAUUAUCUCAACACGAGUCAGUACACGUACGAGGUGGGCCCCGUGUUCACGUUGAUGGAACGAGAGGUUAUCGAACGGUUUCUGCAGUUGGUCGGAUAUCCACCGAUGCCGGAGGGGGACGGGAUUCUCUGUCCCGGUGGCAGCCUGUCCAACAUGUACGGUAUGGUGAUGGCUCGAUACAAGAAGAUACCGGAGGUAAAGAGCAAAGGGAUGUCGGGUUUUCCGCCGCUGGUGUCUUUCACCAGCGAGGGUGGGCACUACUCCAUCUCGAAGGGUGCUCACUGGCUGGGUAUGGGAACCGAUCAAGUGUACAAGGUAAAAUGCGACGAGCUGGGCCGCAUGCGACCGGACAGUCUCAAAGCAGCGGUCGCCGAAGUCAAGGAGCGGGGACACUUACCGUUCUUCGUGAACGCCACCUGCGGCACCACCGUGCUAGGAGCUUUCGACCCUCUUCCGGAAAUCGCGGAGAUCUGUCGGCAAGAGGAUCUCUGGUUACACGUUGACGCUUGCCUCGGCGGUACGCUGCUGCUCUCGGAAAAGUACCGGUCGCUGUUGAAAGGAAUCGAGCUUUCGAACUCCGUGGCGUGGAAUCCGCACAAGAUGCUGGGCGCUCCGCUGCAGUGCUCGCUGUUCGUGGUGAAGGGUAAGAACGCUCUGCACGAGGCGAAUUGCGCGGGUGCCAGGUACCUGUUCCAGCAGGACAAACACUACGACGUGUCCUGGGACACGGGGGACAAGAGCGUGCAGUGCGGGAGAAAGGUGGACGGCGCAAAAUUGUGGCUGAUGUGGAAAGCGCGUGGAACCAAAGGCCUCAGCGAUUCCGUGGACGUCGCUAUGUCCAUGGCCGAAUACUUCUUUGACCGCAUCAAGAAUCGCGACGGUUUCCGCCUGGUUCUCCCGCGAUACGAAGGUUGCAACGUUUGCUUCUGGUACAUACCGCCGAGCAUGCGAGGACGAGAAGAGACGCAGGACUGGUGGAAGAAACUGUACGAGAUGACCGCGAAGAUCAAGGAACGCAUGAUGAUGGAGGGAUCUUUGAUGGUCGGCUACACCCCGCUCUCGUACGCCAACGUCGGCAAUUUCUUCCGAAUGGUCGUUACCUGUCAACCGCCUCCGACGAAAGCUUCCAUGGAUUACGUUAUCGAGACGAUCGAGCGCUUGGCUGUCGACGCGUAAGCUCCGAAGACGAAGAGGUGAAAAAGCUCCGGCGAAAAUUGACUCCGUAGGAGCGUUAUCAACGUCUUUAUUGCGAUCGAUCGACGCGUUUGGAAAGAUCCGUGAUAGAAUAGAGAAAGGGUAGUAGACGGGGCUCGUUCGGUCGUGGACGUCGUCGUUUGCGCGUAAUUCGAACUGGCAAAAUACGUAUCGAACAGUGGAAAUCGCCCGCUACCGGACUAAGGCGCUUACAAUCGGUGCGCCUCGGCCGGUCGGACGAUUCUUUUUCUUUAUUCUCGGAUAUUCUUUGCGCAUACGCGUCGACGCGUGGCCGCGACUCAAUGUGAGCCAAUAAAACGACGCGAUCGAAGCGCAGCGAGCACGUCCGCUUUCACGUUCGCGCGCAUAGAUAGGUACAUUUUCGUUUGCGCGCGCGAGCCGGAUAAACUCGUUUCGUACGCGCGCGAUCCCACUUCAAAUGGCACUAAAUCCUCCGACGCAAAAUAACAGUCGUGGUCGUUGGUCCUUUAAAAUAAACGAGUACAAAACAA
This is a messenger RNA of Megachile rotundata (alfalfa leafcutting bee), 2234 nucleotides long. Its product is annotated as cysteine sulfinic acid decarboxylase. Gene Ontology annotation, molecular function: carboxy-lyase activity; pyridoxal phosphate binding. Lineage: Eukaryota; Metazoa; Arthropoda; Insecta; Hymenoptera; Megachilidae. Gene Ontology annotation, biological process: carboxylic acid metabolic process. The record is from RefSeq and is a predicted model, not a curated record. Gene Ontology annotation, cellular component: cytoplasm.